AUUAAGGGUGACCACUCAAUCAUGACGCGCUAAUCGCGUUGGUAGCAUACCUCUGGAGACGCGACUCUCUAAGUGGUGCAGCCACACUCACUCUCAGUUUUAAGCAAGAAUAGACUGCCUUGGAUUCCCAUUUGACCAAGGCAGCUAGCCGGUCAUUAUGGCUGAGGCUGGCGAUGGUACCGAGGGCCAAUUCAAGAAGUUUCACCCCUUCUUCUCCGGCCCUAGCAGUGUUCCUUCCAAGAUCGAGAAUGCCGUAACUCCUCCAACCCCCGACCCUUCGUGCAGUCCUGCUUCCGACGAAUCGAGGAACGACCCCGUUUAUCACGAAGACCACCAAUGCGACCCGAGCGAACGCAAGCGAAAACGCCGGAAAACGGUCCCCUCCUCUGGCGCCUCCGAAACUACUCAAUCUACGGGUUCUCGUCCAAAGCGCCGGGUUCGUGUUUCUGCCGGACCCGGUAUCGUCACACACUUCGGACAGGAGAUUAGCAAAGGCAAUCAGUCAGGUGCUGAGCAGGCCUUGCAUAGUGAGCGACAGUCAGCGCCGCUCACCUGUGACAUCAACCCCAUUCCCACACAAGCUUCGAGCUGUGCUGCUGAGGCCGAAUGUGAUACUCUGAAAGAGAAGGAGAACAGCGAAGCGCUCGGUUCAACGACCUCCCAAAAGCCACAGAAACUGCUGAAAUUCAACCCAGCAACUGGCACAAUUGGAUCACCCCCACGAUCUAAGCCAUCAACACCUACCUCAAACUCAACAUCGGGCAAAAGGCGUGGCCGAAAACGUAAAUCCUUGGUCAUUACUGUAUCAUAUGGAAUUGAAGCGGCAUCACGAGAGCAGAUUGGACAACGGAUUAACGGGGUGCUUUCGGGGGCUUGGCGAAUUCCUUUGCCAACAUUAACAAAACAAACUCAUAAUACACCAUCUGUUGGUCACGAAAACGACCAUGUCAAGGCUUUGCCCAAAAAGCCAUCACAUCCCUUCUUCCAAGCCAAAGCCAAAGCUGCGUCCUCAACCCACGAAGAUGGCCAAAAGGCAGCAAAAACGAGCAAGCCAUCUAAACGACAGGUCAUCUUUACCUCAACUCCCUGUUCACCCGGACGGGCUCGCCCUAUGCCUUCAAGCUCGUCAGUCCCAAGCCUAAACUUCAAGAAAGGUACUGUAAAAGUGCCAGGAGCACAGCAUCCUGCAUGGCCCUGGCGGGAGGUGGUGCAUAUUCGCGGCAAGACGUCCUCAGAUCUUGUCGAUGGUGCCGAACCUAGAGUAGUUCCGAGAGACUCUAGGGGACGCAAGGCGAAGGGGCAAGCAAUUAAUAUCAGCGAGCAUGAAAACAUUUUAUACGAAAGCGCUGCGAGAUUAACAGUUCGCCAAUUUGCUGACGAGUUGAAAUCUACCGACGACGAGAACUUCCGUCCUAUAGCACCGCUACUUCGGGUACCUAUCAAACAUUUUGAAAGUGGUCGCAAGCUCCAAGCACAAGUAGCAAAAGAGCUUUGUACGUUGCAUAACGGCGGCGGCUUGGCGCCGACGCAUCCAGCGAUUAUUCACGCAUACAACUCUAUUGCAACUACGCUGUCAGCAUUUGACAAGGCUACAUGUGAAUCUGUUGCUUGGGCCCAAAAAUACGCCCCUACCUCUGCACAAUGUGUUCUUCAAACUGGACGGGAAGCCGAGCUUCUAAGGGACUGGCUCCAGAGCUUGAAAGUUCAGGCAGUAGACACAGGGACGUCGGACAAUAUACCUAAAUCUAAAAAUGCAUCUGCUCCUAAGAAAAAGCGCGGGCACAAGAAACUGGAAGGAUUCGUAGUGUCUAGCGACGAAGAAUCCAACGACCUGGACGAACUCUCUGAAGAUGAGCCACAAAAUCUUGUGCACGGCAUUAAAAAGACGGUAGUGCGCUCUGGUGACGGAGUCGAUAGGGGAGGCAAACCAAGUGGCCGACUGGCUAAUACCGUGUUACUGAGUGGACCGCACGGCUGCGGUAAGACAGCAACGGUAUAUGCGAUGGCCAAGGAGCUCGAUUUUGAAGUAUUCGAAAUCAACGCUGGGGCACGCAGAAGCGGGAAGGAUAUUUUGGAAAGGGUUGGAGAUAUGACGCGGAAUCAUCUCGUGCGUCAUCAUCAGAAAGACGAGCAUCUCCCCGAUGCUAUCCUAGAAGAUGAGGUCGCCAAAGACACGAAAUCCGGAAAGCAGGGCAUGAUGACAUCGUUCUUCAAGCCCCAGCAUCCCCAGCCGACGAAGAAGGUAGACCAGACGCAUGAGGCUCCAGUGCCCGUAUCGCAAGAGAAUAAGCCCAGUAGGAGUCAAAAACAAUCACUUAUUCUGUUAGAAGAAGUCGAUAUUCUUUAUGAAGAAGACAAACAGUUUUGGGCUACUGUUAUCGCCAUGAUUGCCCAGUCGAAACGACCAUUCAUAAUGACUUGUAACAAUGAAUCGUCCAUACCUUUGCAGAGCUUGAAACUCCAUGGGAUCUUCCGCCUCUCCUCACCGCCCAUGGACUUGGCAGUUGAUAUGCUUCUUCUGAUUGCCGCCAAUGAAGGACAUGUUCUCAGAAGAGAUGCCGUCAAGGCCUUAUAUGGUUCGCGUGGUUAUGACCUCCGCGCAGCAAUCACCGAGUUAAACUACUGGUGUCAGAUCGGUGUUGGAGAUCUUCGCGGUGGCUUUGACUGGUUCUAUCCCCGAUGGCCGAAAGGCAGUGAUAUUGAUGAAGAAGGGCAAACAAUUCGAGUUGUUAGUCAAGAUACAUACCACACCGGCAUGGGCUGGCUCAACAGAGACUUGACGGCUUCUGAGUCAUCACUACCCUCCGUUGUCCCCAACCUACAUAGAGAGGCAUGGGAACAUUGGGGCUUGGAUGUAUCUGAUCACCAUGAGGUUGAAGAUGCCGCAUGUUGGGCUAGGGGAGCUAUGGAUCAAGCCUCUUCGCGAGCGACCCGCCUGGCCCUAUUACAGUCUAUCGAAACAUUCACGGAUAUUAUAAGUGAAUCUGAUCUUUAUGGUACUUUCUUGCCACCUCUUUCAAAUCACAUUGCUCUUGACGCAACAAUGCCACAGCUACACGCCAAAACGUUGGAUGAUUUUCCCAUCGGUAAUAAGGUUCUAGAAGUUACCCCGCUAUGUCAUUAUACUUCAAUCUCACAGGACUUGUCUGCUUCAUUAAGAAUCCUUGCUCAAUCGAAAUUGGUUGAUGGUAAACUGCUCCCACAACAUGAGAACCCUUCAAGUCGUCUAGACGAGGGGCAGAUUACAGGCGAUAUCGAGCAUCACCUCAGGAUGAUUUCACAAGCCGAGAAACCAAUUACACGCAAAGACUACAGCAUCGCUUUCGAUCCCAUUGCUGUAUCCGAGAAGAUACUCUCAAACAAUUAUCUUGACCCCUCCGUAUUCGACAGGGAGAUGACGCCCCUCUGCUUAGACGUGGCUCCAUAUGUCCGUAGCAUAGUGUCGUACGAUCUACGGCUCUACAACGAACGUCGCACGCGAAGCAAUCUUCUCAGCGAGGGCGGACGGCCUGAGAAAAAGCGCAUGCGAACGACGAGAGCUGCACUCUCGGCGCUAGAGGGCGGCUCAAGAGCAACUACGAGGCGGGAGAGGUACUUCGCGGCGGAUAUCAACCCGUAUCUUGUGAUGCGCACAGGUGGGAAGGGCUGGGAGGAAUUAGUGCAACAAUUCACUGAGAUAGAACAUCAUGCUCCUAUCGUGGCCCCAGAGACAUUGGAUACAGAUAUAAUUGCUGGGGUGGAUCAAUCUUAGGUUCGCCAUGUGAGUAUAUCGGAUUAUGUAUAUAGAUAGAUACAGGGUUUUUUUUUUUUUUUUUUUUUUUUUUUUU
Xylaria bambusicola is the source of this 3827-nucleotide messenger RNA. RefSeq lists its product as uncharacterized. The record is from RefSeq and is a predicted model, not a curated record. The transcript is spliced from 2 exons. Gene Ontology annotation, molecular function: ATP hydrolysis activity; ATP binding; DNA binding. Gene Ontology annotation, cellular component: nucleus. The coding region runs from base 158 to 3751 and encodes 1197 amino acids. Lineage: Eukaryota; Fungi; Ascomycota; Sordariomycetes; Xylariales; Xylariaceae.